Molecule: messenger RNA, 2370 nt
Organism: Panicum virgatum (switchgrass)
Lineage: Eukaryota; Viridiplantae; Streptophyta; Magnoliopsida; Poales; Poaceae
Product: cysteine-rich receptor-like protein kinase 10
Exons: 7
Coding region: 156-2195 (679 amino acids)
Biological process (GO): protein phosphorylation
Molecular function (GO): protein kinase activity; ATP binding
Source: RefSeq, a predicted model, not a curated record
UCCAGGGUCUGAAGACUAAGGCCUGACGACUAAUUAGCUAAGAUCAACUCCCAACAAUCUAUAUAUACUGCUGAUAGCGCGGCAGAGUUUCAGCAGCUACCUGACCAACAACUGUUGCAUGAACACGUUUGCUUCCCUUCAAUCUGCUGAUAGCCAUGGCGGGCAUCGUGCUGCUCAUCAUCGUCAGCUUCCUCCUCGUGCUGCCCUCCUCAACGGCGAUAGGGCAGACCUGCGGCCACGCCGGCAACUACACGGCCAACAGCACCUACCAGUCCAACCUUGCCUCAGUCGUCGCCACCCUAAAGAGAAACACCUCCUCCCUGCCGCUGCUCUUCGCCACCGCCACCGCCACCGCCGGCGCCGGCCCCAACGCGGUGUACGGGCUGGCGCUCUGCCGCGGUGACAUCACCACCAACCUCACGGGGUGCGGCACCUGCAUCGACGGCUGCUUCCGGUACGCGCAGAAGAUGUGCCCCAACGACAAGGCCGCCAGCAUCUACGACGACAACUGCCUCCUCGGCUUCUCCAACAACAAGGACAUCCUCGCGCAGCCCAACAACAUCACGCAGGACAUGGGCACCUUCUUCCAGUUCUGGAACCAGCAGGUCAUCGCCGGCAACGCCACCGUGGUCACCGCCGCCGUGCACGGGAUGCUGAACCAGACCGCCCAGCUGGCGUCCACCAACACCCCGAGGCUGUACGCCACCACCGUCAUGGAUGCCUCCAGCAACGCUAUGCCCACCACGCUCUACUCCAUGGCGCAGUGCACGCCGGACCUUUCCGCCGCCGACUGCCAGGCCUGCCUCCGGCAGGUCAUCGGCUUGGUCAACGCCACGCUGUCCGUACGCCUCGGAGGACGCGUUCUCCUGCUGCGCUGCAACAUCAGGUACGAGAACAACAUGUUCUACGACGGCACGCCCUUGAAGCGGAUCACCGCGGCAUCACCCAGCCCUCCGGCUGCGCCGCCGACGACGCCCACCACCAAUAGCCGCAGACCCAGGAUAGAGGCCUGGGCGAUUCCCUUGUUCGUAGUACCUCCUCUGCUGCUAGUCGCACUCUGCUUCAUAUUUUACUGUCGCCGGCAAAGAAGAAGGAACAGAAAAGGUAAUAUGCGAUUACGACAAAAGCUUACCUACAACUUGCAAGGACAAGACAAGCUAGAUUGGGAAAUGGAAGCAGAACUUUCAGAGUUUUCAGUUUUCGACUUCCAUCAGAUAUUGGAGGCUACAGAUAACUUUUCUGACGAAAACAAACUUGGGGAAGGAGGUUUUGGCCCUGUCUAUAAGGGUCAGUUUCCGGAGGGAAUUGAGAUAGCAAUUAAGAGACUUGCUUCACAUUCUGGGCAAGGUAUCGUAGAGUUCAAAAAUGAAGUGGAACUCAUAGCAAAGCUCCAACACACAAAUUUGGUUAGGCUCUUAGGAUGCUGCUCUCAGGAAGAGGAGAAAAUUCUGGUCUAUGAAUACUUGCCCAACAAAAGCCUGGACUUCUUCAUCUUUGAUGAAAAUAGGAAAUCCUUACUGGAUUGGAGCAAACGUCUAGUGAUUAUUGAAGGAAUAGCGGAAGGACUUCUCUACCUACAUAAGCACUCCAGGUUGCGUGUCAUACAUCGAGAUCUUAAACCAAGCAACAUUCUCUUGGACAGCGAAAUGAAUCCUAAAAUUUCAGAUUUUGGGCUAGCGAAAAUAUUUAGCUCAAACAACCCCGAUGGAAAUGCUACAAGGAGAGUGGUUGGCACAUAUGGCUAUAUGGCUCCUGAGUAUGCCUCGGAGGGUCUCUUCUCCAUCAAAUCCGAUGUAUUCAGCUUUGGUGUUAUCAUUCUUGAGAUUCUUAGUGGAAAAAGGAAUUCUGGCAGCAAUGAUUGUGGAGAUUUCAUCAAUAUCCUUGGAUAUGCAUGGCAAUUAUAUGAUGAGGGGAGAUGGAAUGAACUCGUUGAUGCUUCAUUAGAGCCCCUGCAUCACUCAGCUGAAAUUAUGAGGUGCAUGAACAUUGGAUUGUUGUGUGUACAAGAGAUUGCAGCUGAUCGGCCAACCAUGUUAGAUGUUGUUGCAAUGCUAACCAACAAGACUAAGAUCCUUGCCGAGCCAAAGCACCCAGCGUAUUUCAACGUGCGGGUAGGAAAUGAAGAAGCAUCCACUAAUGCUACUGAGUCAUGCAGUAUAAAUGAGAUGACCAUAUCUGCCACAACUGGUCGAUAAAUUUUGUUUGUGCCAUGUGGAACAUUAUUGAGCCAAUUUUUAUGGAACUUUUAUUUUCGACAACGUGCAAUAGCAGAAGGAGACAAUUCAAAGAAAUGUAGUACCAUGGAUGUUAUUAUUAUAUAAUGCUUAAUUUUAUUAAGCAUGUUAUAUAGUGUGCAUAACUUAUUCUAUA